Messenger RNA from Papaver somniferum (opium poppy), 996 nucleotides. RefSeq names its product cysteine-rich repeat secretory protein 38-like. The record is from RefSeq and is a predicted model, not a curated record. NCBI's taxonomy places the organism in Eukaryota, Viridiplantae, Streptophyta, Magnoliopsida, Ranunculales, Papaveraceae. The coding region runs from base 125 to 715 and encodes 196 amino acids. The transcript has 2 exons.
GCUACCAAACCAUUAACGAAUGCACAUCAUCUCAAAAACUAAGAAGGUAGUUUUUUCAAGAUGUUUAUCAAAAUUCUUUCUGCGAUUCUUAUAUUCAACAUACAAUGCUAUGUGUUGAAAUCUAAUGCGAAAAGUGAUCAGAAUAAUAUUUUCGCCUUGUGUUCAGUGCAGAGGUGAUCUUACAGUAGAAGCAUGUCGAUCUAAUGUUGAAUUAGCCGCUAAAGAAAUAAUACGCCGUUGUCCAAGCUCCGAAGAAGCAGUUAUUACAUUCAAAGAGCUAACUAUUUUAAAAUAUUCCGCUAAAUCAUUCUUCACAAUCAUGCGGGAUAAACCAUCAUUUACUCUCCCUAAUGCAAAUUCAGUUACAAACCCGGAAGAGUUUAAUCCAGGAUUCGACAAAUUGACGAAAAAACUUUUAGCAGAGGUCACUUCUAAUGGUGUCUCUUCUUCGUCUUUUUCGACUAACAAAAAGUUGUAUGCUAUUGGAGACAUAGAGAUUACGCCCUCACAGAAAAUAUAUGGGUUGGCUCAGUGUUCUUCUGAUAUAUCAGUUAACAAUUGCACUCAAUGUCUUCGCGGAGAAAUAGAUGAUAUUCGUAAACGGUUUAGCGGGAGAGAAGGUGGCAGAGUUAUUUGUUGGAGCUGCUAUUUUAGAUAUGAGACGUUUUCUUUUUAUGAGCUCAACGCAACUUCACCACCAUUUUCCAGGGGUUAAUCCUCGACUGAUUUCGGGGGAGUUGAGUGUAUUUUAAAUCUCAGAGAUUUUGAGAGAGUUUGAGAGAGUGUAGGGAGUUUGAGAGAGUUUUGUGUUUUUGAGUUCAGGGAGUUUGGGGGAGUGUAGGGAGUUUUAGAGAGUUUAUUAGAGGGAGUUUGGGGGAGUUUGAGAGAGUUCACUCCUAACUCAUUCUCUUUUAAGAAACAAUAAACCCUUAUUUGCAAAUAACAUUGAUCUUUAAUCAAAAGAAAAAAAUAAAUGAAAAUGAUCAUAUCUCUGUA